CUUAUUGAAUGAUGGUGGUGUAAGUUAUGUUGUUUCUAUACUAAACGUAAUUUAUAUUGUAUCAUAUUAUGGGGUGUUCUCUAUAUUUUUUACUAUAUUCCUUAAAACAAAAAUAAAUCACAGCGUGCGUAAACGCUGAUUUGUUAACGGGAGAUGACGUAAGCACGUCCGCAGCCUAGCAGCGGAAAAUACGGCGUAAACAAAGAAGACAGUUUCAAGCUCAGCUAACGCUAAUUACCGUUAGCUUGCAUUUCGCGAGUAAAACACGUUACUUAUUGUAGCUAGACGUGGUUUUAUUGUAUUCGUAUUUUUCUUCCAUUCUUAUGAUGACGGGCUCAAUCGUGUGUAGAGACUGAACUCAAGCGAGUUACCGUUAAUAAGAUACCGUUAUCGCUAGCUACAUUGGCUUUAGCUAACCAUUGGUAACGGACGGGACACGGAUUUUAAAUAUCUGGAAAUGGAUGUCAUCUGAACUAACACCCGAUAACUGCCCGUUAGUUUUUUAGCGUUGGUUCCGCCGAUCAUUUACAAAAAGGUGCUGACGUUGAUGCCGUUAUGAGUUCUAGCUCCGCUGUGUUAACUGAUUCAAGAAUCGAUCCGCUCGGCUCGUGGUUUUGACGCGUCUGGAGAGAUGACCACUUGAUCACAGUCACCUGGACUCGGACGGCGAUGUUUAGCCUGAUGGCGAACUGCUGCAACUGGCUGAAACGCUGGCGAGAGCCCGCAAGGAAGGUGACUCUGGUUAUGGUCGGGCUGGAUAACGCAGGGAAGACGGCCACGGUUCGAGGAAUCCAAGGAGAUAAUCCACAGGACGUGGCUCCUACUGUGGGGUUUUCCAAAGUGGACCUGAAGCAGGGCAAGUUCGAGGUGACAAUCUUUGACCUGGGCGGCGGGAAGAGAAUCCGGGGCAUCUGGAAGAACUACUACUCCGAGUCGCACGGCGUGGUCUUUGUGGUGGACUCCAGCGACGUCCAGAGGAUCCAGGAGACACGUGAGACCAUGGCUGAGGUCCUGCAGCACCCGCGCAUCGCAGGGAAGCCUGUGCUCGUGCUUGCCAACAAACAAGACCAAGAGGGAGCGCUGGCGGAAGCAGACAUCAUUGAGAACCUGUCGUUGGAGAAGCUCGUUAACGAGAACAAGUGUCUCUGUCAGAUCGAGCCGUGCUCUGCCGUGCUAGGCUACGGCAAGAAGGUCGACAAGUCCAUCAAGAAGGGCCUGAAGUGGCUCCUCAACAACAUCGCCAAAGACUACGAGGCCAUUACUGAGCGCGUGCAGAAGGACACGGCCGAGCAGCACGCCCAGGAGGACCAGGACCGGAAGGAGAGGAAGAAACGAGUGCAGCAGAUACGAGAGGAGAGAGAACGAGAGGAGCGGGAAGAGGCGGAGCGGGAGGGCAGGCAGAUGGUCCAAGAGGAGCCCGACGAUGAAAACGUACCCAGCCCCUUCCAACCAAUCAGCAGCGUGAUCUCUGAGAAGGAUGAGAAGGAGCGAAGGAGGCAAGCGGAGCUGCAGGAGGCCCGGGCCAGCAGCCCGAAGACGGGCCCUGAUCGGGAGGAAGAGGAGGAAGAGGACGGUGACGAGUCGGAAAGCGUCAGAUCAGCCAAAACAGGCGAGCAAGACAAGAAGAAGACGCCGCCGCGCAAGCUGCACCUGAAGCGGAAGCACCGGGUGGACCCGCUGAGGACGGAGGACGGGCCGGCGGAGAGCCCCACCCCCCCACCUCCCCCCGUGGGAUGGGGCACUCCCAAAGUUUCUAGGCUGCCGAAACUAGAAGCACUCGCGGACUCCAGACGUUCUGAUUUUUUCAAGCCCCUCCCGCCUCUUGCGAACAGGCGGCCUAACGGCGACGCUGCCGACGUCAUUUUUUAACCUCCAAUCAUGGCUCUCCUCUUUUGCUUUGUGUCUCAAGCGAGCAGCGUGUAGACAACAGAGCGCGCGCGCGGGGAGGCGGGUCGGCCUCCCGGCGGGGGGGCAGGCGGGUCGGCUCCGUGGGAAAGGAAGUCCCGCUCAGAAUCCUGCCCGGACAUCGUUUGAAAUCAGCUUCUGCCUCCACUCGGGGAAAAAGGAGCGUUGUUUUUUUUUUUUAUUUUGGAUGUCAGUGUUAGACUCUGGACUCCAUUGGUCCGACUGAAACGGUUUUAAUUGACAAGGAUUGUCAAUGUGUCCGCUACAACCUUAGACAUAUAUAUAUAUAUAUAUAUAAUAAUGGAUUUGUAUACAAGCCGCCAUUAAAAAUGUGUUUUCCUCAUUUAUUUUUGCACCAUGGGUUUUGUAGUUUACACUAAGGUGUAUGAGAUAACUUGCAGGUCAUAAGUGGCUUUUCACAGUGGAGUGCUUUAAAUAUGAUCUUCUCAAAGUCAAACAUUUCCCCUUUGGAAUUUGCGGGAGUGUUUUGCUGUACUGUACAUGGAUAUGUGUUACAUUACAUCAUCGCUUUUUAUCUGUUCAUCUUUAAUUACAAUGUCUUGACCUUUCACUAAAAUACAUCCAUGAAAAUAUUGGUUAAAUCAGCAUCAUAAAGAAGCUUUUUAUGUAAAGGUGGAAAUGUCUUUCUCUACAGGGCUACAGAUUUUAUACGCAUUCUGCUGUUUACAGCGUGUAUGUUUUUAAGGUGAUAUUUCCCUCGUGGCAGGAACCAACCUCAGACGCUCCGCCUCUCAGGUGAGAGCCAGCGCCCCCGUUUUUUACUUUGGGGGGGGGGGGUGGGUGAGGCAGAACAUUUCAUAUUAAAAAAGCUCAAACACAAAUGUGGAGAAAACAACAUCGCCCCAGUUUAGUUUGUGCGUGUUGGAGGAGUUUUUGGGACGAGAGUCAUCACAACACGGCCACCUGGAACAGCACGUUAUUGGGUCACAACUCAUGAGAGUUUGCGUAGCAAAAAGUAAUUCUUGAAAUAUCACUUUAAAACACUAUUGUUAUUCAGAACUAUGGAAUAGCACUCACUCUCCUGGUAACGCGCUAGAUGUUGGAAAAAUGUUUUUUUUUUUUUACUCUCCAUUUUAUAACU
Pungitius pungitius (ninespine stickleback) is the source of this 3007-nucleotide messenger RNA. RefSeq names its product ADP-ribosylation factor-like 13b (gene arl13b). Gene Ontology annotation, molecular function: GTPase activity; GTP binding. Bases 670 to 1869 code for a protein of 399 amino acids. Gene Ontology annotation, biological process: receptor localization to non-motile cilium; non-motile cilium assembly. Gene Ontology annotation, cellular component: motile cilium; ciliary membrane; non-motile cilium. The record is from RefSeq and is a predicted model, not a curated record. Lineage: Eukaryota; Metazoa; Chordata; Actinopteri; Perciformes; Gasterosteidae. The transcript has 10 exons.